Messenger RNA from Malaya genurostris, 2466 nucleotides. Its product is annotated as U3 small nucleolar RNA-associated protein 25 homolog. Gene Ontology annotation, molecular function: rRNA binding; U3 snoRNA binding. The record is from RefSeq and is a predicted model, not a curated record. Gene Ontology annotation, cellular component: small-subunit processome; nucleolus. Lineage: Eukaryota; Metazoa; Arthropoda; Insecta; Diptera; Culicidae. The transcript has a single exon. Bases 101 to 2350 code for a protein of 749 amino acids. Gene Ontology annotation, biological process: maturation of SSU-rRNA from tricistronic rRNA transcript (SSU-rRNA, 5.8S rRNA, LSU-rRNA).
GAGACGGUACACGUAAGGUUUGUUUAUUAUUGUAUCUCAGAAUUACCGGAAUUCUUGCGAACAUUGUUAAUAGUUACCGAGGACGAGUUCGUUAUUCAAUAUGGUUAAUCGACAGAACCGCAGGCAGGCUGGUGGCCACCGCGGUAAAGGUAAACAAUACCUUUCGAUUGCCGCCAAAAAGCAACGUCGUAAGGAACGAGCCCAACGGCUACCGGUUUCCCGUUUUAAGAAGAAUUUGAAACACAUUGAGCGUAGUCAGGAGGCAAACGAGGCUCUCAAAAGACAGCAGGAAGCAGAACGUAAAUAUAAGACCAAAAUGAAUGUUCCGACGGUUGAAGAGGAAUUGGAAUCCAGUGCUAGUGAGGACGAAGUCGCACAGGAAGACGACUUCGAAUUGCUGAUGAAGUCAUUGACUAAUGGGCACAAGGGAGCUGCUCGACGAGAGGAAGCUAUCGAGAGUGAGGAAAGUGAAAGCGAAAGUAAUGAAGAAGAACUUGACUUAGAAGAGCAGGAUGAGGAAGUUGGUUCGGAAGUCGAAAGUGAAUCGGAAACUGAACAUGAAUCCGAAGAAGAAUCGACAUGUGAGGAUCCUUAUAUGUCAUUUGUUAGUAACUGCUUUAGUCCUCAGAUGUUGGAGUCGCUCUUAGCCGAACCCACUGCGGUACACCGAAAUACGAUCAAGUUCAAGCGAUUGGGGAAUCUUGUUGUGGAAAUUCCAAAGGAUUCUUCCGUGGAAAACAGAAACAGUGCACUGUUGGCUGAUGACGAUGUUUACGCAUCCGAGGGGUCUAUUCCGGAACCGUUGAAUGUGGCUAAGCUAGAUGCAAAAAAGUUACACCUUAAGGAGCGAAUUCUUCGACAUUUGGAAGAGCCAUAUUUUACCGCUUUGCAGGGGGAAUGUUUUUCCAUUUUGAAUAACUACCAAGAUUUUUAUUAUCCAGCCAGAACAAUGGUUAAUGCAGACGAAAUUCGUUUCGUGUACUGCCUUCAUGCCCUAAAUCACGUCCUGAAGGCAACGUCGAAGAUAUUGCACCACAAUUUGAAAUUGGCCGAACUGGCAAACACUAAGAAAAAGAACAAGAAAGCAGUUGUCUCUACGCCAGAGUAUAGAGAUCAAGGAUUAGUGCGCCCUAAGGUACUGAUUGUUGUGCCGUUUCGUAGUUCCGCGUUGAAAAUUGUCGAUGUCUUGAAGCAAUUAUUUGCAGGAGAUGAGAUCAAAGCAGUUACCAAUUACAAACGCUUCCAGGAGGAGUACGGCGGUGAAACGCUUUACUUCCCGAAACAUAAUCCAAAGCCGGAGGAUUACGAGAAAAUGUUCAGCGGAAACACGGAUGAUAAUUUUCGGAUUGGUAUUUCGUUCAGCAAAAGUUCUUUGAAAUUGUACACCAAAUAUUACAACUCGGAUUUGAUCUUGGCUUCCCCACUGGGUCUGCGAAUGACGAUCGGAGCCGAAGGCGAAUCGGAACGAGACUACGACUUCCUAUCAUCCAUUGAGAUGUUGAUCUUGGAUCAGACGGAGGUUUGUUUAGCACAAAAUUGGGAUCACGUGAUUCACCUGAUGGAUCAUCUUCAUUUGCAACCUCAAAGUACGGAACAUACGGAUUUUUCUCGAGUGCGCAACUGGUGUCUUAAUGGAUGGUCACGAUUCUACCGUCAGACAUUGAUAUUUGCGUCGCACGAUUUACCGGAAUUUAGAUCCAUUUUCAACAAUAAAUGUUCUAACUAUCGGGGGAAAGUUCGUUUUGCAAGUCCGGUAAAAAUUGGAUCUAUUCGUCACGUUAUAAUCCAAGUUCCACAAACGUUCCACCGAAUUGAUGUUACCUCAUUGGAGCAAUCGUUUGACGCCAAAUUUCAGCACUUCACAACUGUCCUCCUUUCGCAACUUCGUUCGGUCACCAUGGCUCGCUGUCUGAUAUUUGUUCCAUCAUACUUCGACUACGUCAGACUACGGAAUUAUUUUAAAAAGGAAGAACUUAGUUUUGUGCAGAUUUGUGAAUACUCCAAAGAUGCCAAAAUAGCUCGAGCCCGAGAUAUGUUCUUUCACGGUAGCAGUCAUUUUAUGCUGUACUCCGAACGAUCACACUUCUUUCGGCGAACACGAAUCAAAGGAAUUCGACACCUGGUGUUUUAUCAGUUACCAACGUAUCCUCAGUUCUACGCCGAAAUGAUCAAUCUGAUGACGAACGAAUAUCAGAACAGAAAGGACGGAAUCGACGCAAGUUCUAUGACAGUAACAGUACUGUACACAAAAUAUGAUCUACUGCGGCUCUCUGCCGUCGUUGGAACUGAGCAAGCAGCCAAAAUCGCCGGCAGUUCUAAAGCAGCUCAUAUAUUUACCACUCAAAAAUAGUAUUGAGCUGUUAAACUAAACUACAUAAACUCUGAAAAAUUACAAUAAAAAAAACAAGGAAUCUUUGUUAAAGUGUACUACUCCUUUUUACUCUCAAUCCCACUUUUUCGAAAUAU